Messenger RNA from Schistosoma turkestanicum, 1030 nucleotides. The record is from the annotation of a GenBank genome assembly. Lineage: Eukaryota; Metazoa; Platyhelminthes; Trematoda; Strigeidida; Schistosomatidae.
AAAAGAUAUUGGAUAUUGGAUAUUGGAGUGGCUAGACUACCAUCGAUUGGAAGCUACCAAGUGCCUGGAACCGUACCGAAAGAACAAGAAGCGAGUAAAAAGAAAUCAACUGGUUUAAACUAGCUCUUGUAAAAGAUAUUUGGUAUUGAGGAUUGCAGCUAUUUGUGUAUUGAGCAAUUUCAGGUCGAAACAUAUACUAGUUUAAAUGCUCUAAAAACGGUAAACAGCUGAUCUCCGACGUUUGAUACCGAUGAUUCGAUUGGCGGAUAAAAUUCGUCAAAGACAAAGUGGUGUUACUUCCACUGAACCAGAUGCUGUUCAAUCAGCUUCUGUUCGUAACGCUACUAUUCGUGAUCAUCUUGUGCUACAAGAAUUACAAGAAUUACGAACUAAUCUCUCCGCUCAAUGUUCAAUUCAUCAUCCUGAUCCAAAUAAACUUCAUGAAUUCACUUUAAUCGUAAGACCAAAUGAAGGAAUAUGGGCUGAUGGAAGUUAUCAUUUCAGUAUUGUAGUUCCUGAAGGUUAUAAUCAUACUCCACCAUUAGUACAUUGUACUACAAAAAUAUGGCAUCCAAAUAUUGAUGAAGCUGGACGUGUUUGUUUAAGUUUACUACGACAAAGUUCAUUGGAUUUUUCUGGUUGGGCACCAACAAGACGUUUACUUGAUGUUGUCUGGGGCAUUGAAUCACUUUUUUCAGAUUUAUGCGAUUUCAAUGAUGCACUGAAUACAACAGCUGCUGAACAAUAUUUACGUGAUCCUGAAGCAUUUCAUGAUACUGCACGAAGUUAUGUCUUUCGUUUUGCACGAUAAAAACAACCAUUUCUUCUGUGUUUUCCUUCUUCUUCAAUCAAUCAAUUUUCAUGUAUUCUUCUUCUUUGUCCAACCCGUUUUUUUUUGCACCACAAAUUCAACAUGUCAAACAUUGUUCAGAUAAGAUACAUUGGAAUUGAAUUCAUUUACUAAAUAACUAUUUUUUUGUAUUCUGUAAACUAAACCGAAUGCUUCGUAUAUAUAUAUAUAUAUAUAUAU